Selaginella moellendorffii is the source of this 1229-nucleotide messenger RNA. Its product is annotated as caffeoylshikimate esterase. Lineage: Eukaryota; Viridiplantae; Streptophyta; Lycopodiopsida; Selaginellales; Selaginellaceae. Gene Ontology annotation, molecular function: lipase activity. The coding region runs from base 140 to 1171 and encodes 343 amino acids. Gene Ontology annotation, cellular component: membrane. The transcript has a single exon. The record is from RefSeq and is a predicted model, not a curated record.
UCCGGAGAUUUAUUCUUCCUGCGUGACUUCAAACCGGGGCAGUAAAUUUCGGCACGAACUUUUUUCCAGACACCGCUGCGAACUUAUAUUGCCGUGUCGCGAGAAGAACGAGCAUUGUAGAGCAACGAAAGCAACGAGCAUGAAGAAGAAGAAGAGAAGAAUGCCGGCGAUGGCGGUGAAGAGCGAGGCCGCGUUCCAGAGCCGGCGCGGGAUCCAGCUCUCCACUUGCAGCUGGACGCCAUCCUCGGCAGCAGCCACCAAAGCUCUGGUCUUCCUGUGCCACGGCUAUGGCAUGGAGUGCAGCGUCUUCAUGAGCAAGGCCGGGGAGAAGCUCGCGGCCGCCGGCUACUGCGUCUUCGGCAUCGACUACGAAGGCCACGGCAAGAGCGACGGGAUGCGCUGCUACAUCCGCCGCUUCGACGACAUCGUGGACGACUGCCACGACUUCUUCCACUCGGUUCGCUUGCGGCCCGAGUUCGCUGGCAAGCCGGCCUUCCUCUACGGUGAGUCCAUGGGAGGUGCGGUGGCGCUACUGCUGGAGCGGCGGAGCGGCGGCGGCGGCUCCCAGAGCCCGGGAGAUUCCUCCAACUGCUGGAGCGGUGCCAUUCUCGUUGCGCCGAUGUGUAAGAUCUCCGAGAACAUGCUCCCGACGCCGUGGCUGCGGUGGCUGCUCAUCAAGCUCUCGGCUCUCAUCCCGACUUGGAAGGUGGUUCCUAUCAAGGACGUGAUCGAGCAGUCGUUCAAGGACGAGCGCAAGCGCCGGGCCAUCCGGAGUAACCCGUAUAUAUACACCGAUAGAAUGAUCCUCAAGACCGCCGUGGAGCUGCUGCUGACGAGCCUGUCACUGGAGAAGCUGCUCGGCCAGGUGAAGAUGCCUUUCAUUGUGUUGCAUGGCGAGGAUGAUCGCGUCACGGACCCGGCCAUCAGCAAGGAGCUCUACGCCGCGGCCAGCAGCUCGGACAAGACCAUCCGGAUCUACUCGGGGAUGUGGCACGGCCUCACCACCGGCGAGCCCGACCAUAACGUCGACUUGGUGUUCCAGGACAUCACUGAGUGGCUUGACAAGAGGUGCGCAGUGGCGGACUACUCUUUGUCUUCGUUGGAUGGGCUCAAGAAGCUGCAGCACGAUCCUCUCUUUUGCAAAGGGAUGGAUCUAGAUGCUCGCUCUUAGUUGUUUUUCCAUUUCAAAAUUCAAUGCCGGCAGCUCUGCAAAAGUAUGGAGUUUUUUU